Messenger RNA from Salmo salar (Atlantic salmon), 1823 nucleotides. Its product is annotated as tubulinyl-Tyr carboxypeptidase 2. Gene Ontology annotation, cellular component: cytoplasm. The record is from RefSeq and is a predicted model, not a curated record. NCBI's taxonomy places the organism in Eukaryota, Metazoa, Chordata, Actinopteri, Salmoniformes, Salmonidae. Gene Ontology annotation, biological process: regulation of angiogenesis.
UGAAAUCAUUCAGAACACGGCUGGCUGCCGGGGUUACGAUAGGCAGAAUAACAUAGUGAAAUCAUUCAUCCCAAAAUAUUAACCAUGUGAUGGAGGAUUAAAUGACCAAAGAGGAGUUUUCAUCAUGAGGACGAAGCUUUCGAAUAGACAGCCUACUCGAUAUUGGGGAAAUAUGUAGUAGACUACGAACGGAACGGAAUGCAUAGCAGAGGUCAGCUGUGGGAGUCAGUCGCCCCCGCAGUUUUCUGAGCAAAGGAUGAAGUUACAGAGGAGGAAGCCAAACGGUGAAUAGUCCACUACGGGCAACUAGCAAACUACAUUGUUAUGAAUGGUCCACACAAUGCGGUAUUUUAGUCGGCUAUGCUUUGGGGUUUGAUUUCUUGCUAGCCUAUAUCUUUCAGACUUUUUAAUGGCUAAAGAUUAUGCUUAGCUAAAUAUAUGAAAUGCAUAUUUCUUUCUGGUGCAUUUCUACCUAUAAAGCUUGACACGUGCCCCAAAAAAUAAUUUCGUUAAUAUGUGAUUUCAGUAUCCUUUAUAUGGAUGUACAGGAGUGGAUAUUGGUACAGCAACAUGUUUGUUAUAGCAAACCUGGGUUAUUGACAAAGGCUAAGCAAAUCAUCACGGGCUGCCAUCUGCCAGGACCCCCACUUUUGAAUUGAACAAUGACUGGACCCAACGCCACUAGCACUAGUUCAUCUGCCGCUAAAAUGGGGAGGCACCGAUCCAAAAGCACAAGUGGCAGUACGUACUGCAUCUCGAGCCCGGGUGCUGAAUCUGCCACCCUUAGCACCCCCAACAACGCUGGACGUUCAUCGGGAGAGGAAGAGGAGAAAGAUGGGGGGGUGCUAUUUUACGUGAACAGAACUGGUUUUCCCAUUGACGGUGUCACUUGGGAGAGGAUGUGGACUCACGUGGCCAAAGUACACCCUGAUGGACAAGACAUUAGCAAGAUAAGGAAUGCUGCAUACCUUCCUAAACACCCUGUGCCAUCGGUCCCCAACUUCAAGCCCACCAUGUCUGUCCCUGAUUGGCUGCUGGCCAUCCAGAACUACAUGAAGACACUGCAAUACAAUCACACAGGAACUCAGUUCUUUGAGAUAAGGAAAACUAGACCAUUGUGUGGGUUGAUGGAGACCGCGAGAGAAAUGAUCAGGGAAUCUCUUCCAAUCAAAUGCCUUGAAGCUGUCAUCCUUGGAAUCUACCUGACCAAUGGGCUGACCUCGGUGGAGCGUUUUCCCAUCAGCUUCAAGACCCAGUUCUCAGGGAACCACUUCCACCACGUGGUGCUGGGCGUCUACUGCAAUGGACGCUAUGGCACGCUGGGCAUGAGCCGCCGCCAAGACCUCAUGGACAAGGCCCUGACCUUCCGCACGCUCAGCGAACUGGUGUUGGAGUUCGAGGACUCGUACCGUCGCUACCAGCACACCCUGAAGAAGGUGAAGAUCGGCCUGUACGUGCCCCACGACCCGCACGUCUUCCAGCCCAUCGAGUGGAAGUACCUGGUGCUCAACGCCGCCCGUCUGGGGAGAGAGGACAUGAGGAAGGAGCUGGAGAAGCAUGGUCGAGACAUGAGGAUGAAGAUCCUGAAGUCGUCAAGUGCCCAGUCUCCCAUCAAAGAACGGAGCAGAGGCAAGUCUCUCUCCCCCCGCCGCCGACAGAGCAGCCCCCAAAGACGGCACAUCCACCGGAGAGACAAGUCACCUGCGGCUCUGGAUCGAAAGCCUGCAGAACUCAGCACUUUGACCGACGGCUACCAGAUCCGCAUCUGAGACUCCUUGGAACUGGACUACAUUCUCCUGGUCUCCACUCUGACCCCCCCCCCC